Serendipita indica DSM 11827 is the source of this 363-nucleotide messenger RNA. Lineage: Eukaryota; Fungi; Basidiomycota; Agaricomycetes; Sebacinales; Serendipitaceae. The record is from the annotation of a GenBank genome assembly.
AUGCCUCUUGAACUCUCUCAAUUGGUUCCGACUUUUAUCAGCCUGCUCAACCCAUCUACGUGGCUCUCCUCGUUAUUUCAGAAAGAUUUUCCAUACGUUUUACGGUAUCCAUUUGCGCACGCGCGUGCUGCGUCCGUGGCCGCAGCUCGUAAGCGACCAUCGGUGGCUCUUAGUCCCGACGACGACAACCUUUCUUCAGACUCGGCGAUCGAUACGUCUAUUCAAGAAGGAUCCGAGUCCAUAAGCUCCGGAGAGCGCAGAAAGCGGCCAGCAGAAGACGAAGAUUCUAGCGAGCAAGCACCACGUCAGCGGCGCAAGAUGACCCAGCUCCCUCUAGAGGACGAAUAUCAAGGAAAUUCUUGA